Corylus avellana is the source of this 2537-nucleotide messenger RNA. RefSeq names its product hydroxyproline O-galactosyltransferase GALT6. Lineage: Eukaryota; Viridiplantae; Streptophyta; Magnoliopsida; Fagales; Betulaceae. Gene Ontology annotation, molecular function: carbohydrate binding; hydroxyproline O-galactosyltransferase activity. The record is from RefSeq and is a predicted model, not a curated record. Gene Ontology annotation, cellular component: Golgi membrane.
UUUCCUUUUAAGGAAGCGAAUAUUCAAAAUUUGCUGCAUUUCCCUAAAGAAACUCCCUUUCCCCUCCUUUAUUUGGUAACUUUUUUGAUAGUGUUUGUGUUUAUACGUGAAUCUGAGCUCCUUCGAGCUGAACCUCUUUUCUAAAUCCCCUCAAAUCUAGGGUUAGGGAUUGAUACAGAAAAAGGUUGCAUUAUUUGAAAAGGACCAUUACCCAUUGUUGUUCUGCUCAAACCCAUUCUCAUUGUCCUGAAAACAAGCGGGGGACAUUUUGGGGUUCUUGGGGGACAAUGAAGCGGCCAAAGCUUGAAACUUUCGCGCCGCCGAGUCGGCUCAGGUUGGUUCAACUUCUGAUUGGCGUGGUGUUUCUUUACAUGCUCUUCAUGAGCUUCGAGAUCCCCCUGGUGUUCCGGGCCGGAGCCGGUCCGGGUCCGGACGACGGGGCGUUCGAGUUUCUCGGCGAAUCGUUUCCGAGGGUCCUGGCGCUAGAGAGAGGAGAGGAACCGGCCGAUGAAGACCCGCCGGCGUACCAGACACCGGAACGGCGAAUGCGCGAGCUCAGUAAAGUUUCGGGCUUGGUCUUCAACGAGAGUCUGUUUGAUGGAAAUGCCGGUAAGGACGAGUUCUCGCAGCUUCACAAGGCGGCAAAGCACGCCUGGGUGGUGGGAAAGAAGCUCUGGGAAGAGCUAGAGUCCAGGAAGAUCGAACUGAAUCAGAAAACCAAGCCGGAGAACGUGUCCGAGCGGUGCCCGCAUUCGAUUUCGCUAUCCGGGUCGGAAUUCCGGGACCGGAGGAACCGGCUGCUGGUGAUCCCGUGCGGGCUGACGCUGGGGUCUCACAUUACGGUGGUGGGGACGCCCCGGUGGGCUCACUCGGAAUACGAUCCGAAGAUAUCGGUGUUGAGGGAAGGCGACGAGUCGGUGAUGGUGUCGCAGUUCAUGAUUGAGUUGCAGGGGCUGAAGACGGUGGAUGGGGAGGACCCACCUAAGAUUCUGCAUUUCAACCCUAGGUUGAAAGGGGAUUGGAGUGGGAAGCCCGUAAUCGAGCAGAACACGUGUUAUAGGAUGCAGUGGAGCUCAGCGAUGAGAUGCGAGGGGUGGAAGUCUAGGGCCGAUGAAGAAACUGUUGAUGGGCAGGUGAAAUGUGAGAAGUGGAUUCGGGAUGAUGACAAUCGCUCGGAAGAAUGGAAAUCAACAUGGUGGUUGAAGAGGCUGAUAGGGCGGACAAAGACGGUGUCUAUAGACUGGCCAUACCCUUUUGCAGAAGGAAAAUUAUUUGUUCUUACUGUGAGUGCUGGCUUGGAAGGUUACCAUAUCAAUGUAGAUGGGAGGCAUGUUACUUCUUUUCCUUAUCGCACUGGAUUUGUUCUUGAGGAUGCCACUGGACUUUCCGUCAAUGGGGAUAUUGAUGUGGAAUCUGUAUUUGGUGCUUCCUUACCCACAUCACACCCAAGUUUCAGACCUCAGAUGUACCUUGAGAUGGUUACUAAAUGGAAAGCGCCGCCUCUUCCAUACGGGCACGUGGAGCUUUUCAUUGGCAUCCUCUCUGCUGGCAAUCAUUUUGCUGAGCGAAUGGCUGUUAGAAAGUCCUGGAUGCAGCAUAAGUUAAUUAAAUCCUCACAUGUUGUGGCGCGGUUUUUUGUAGCCCUGCAUGGAAGAAAUGAAGUAAAUCUGGAGCUAAAGAAAGAAGCAGAGUAUUUUGGUGAUAUAGUUAUAGUUCCUUACUUGGAUAAUUAUGAUCUUGUUGUGGUGAAGACUGUAGCAAUCUGCGAAUAUGGGGUUCGCACAGUUGCUGCCAAGUAUAUCAUGAAGUGUGAUGAUGACACAUUUGUUAGGGUGGAUGCUGUGAUCAAGGAGGCAAGAAAAGUUGACGAAGACAGAAGCCUUUAUAUUGGAAAUAUUAACUAUCACCACAAGCCCCUUCGUCAUGGAAAAUGGGCAGUGACAUAUGAGGAAUGGCCAGAGGAAGAUUAUCCGCCCUAUGCAAAUGGUCCGGGUUACAUAGUAUCAUCUGACAUAGCACAGUUUAUCAUAUCCGAGUUUGAAAAGCACAAAUUAAGAUUGUUCAAGAUGGAAGAUGUGAGUAUGGGAAUGUGGGUGGAGCAGUUCAACAGUUCAAGAACAGUACAGUAUCGGCACAACUUGAAGUUCUGCCAGUUUGGGUGCAUCGAAGAUUAUUACACUGCACAUUACCAAUCUCCAAGACAAAUGAUAUGCAUGUGGAGCAAAUUGCAAUAUCAAGGAAAACCCCAGUGCUGCAACAUGAGAUGACAUCAAUGAAACAAUUUGAAAGAUACUUUUAGCCAUACAAAUUUUGCAGUUAUAGUAUACCCCUGUAAAUACUCAAGUCAGGGCUAGGCUAGAUAUAAAUUAUAAUGGGGAUAUUCAUUCUAAAUUCAUUAGCUAUUUCAUCUUUGUUCCCCAUUUUCAUCCUUUUGAUUACUGGACAAUUCCAGAGGAGUGAGGUUGCUAUUUAUACUCAGAAACAUGUAUAAAACCAGAGAAGCACAAUGAAAUGAAUAUUUCUGCUUUAAACUCUCA